AUGGAGUUGACUCCAGGGUCCCAACAGCAAAGCAUGAAUUGCCGAGAAUUGACUUUAGGAUGGGAAGGUAUGAAAUCAACAGUGUUGGCAUCAGAACCAGCUAGGAAGUUCCUAACAGGACCAAUGUUGACUAGUGUCAAAUUUUCAAAUUUGUCUCCAGAAUCACAGCAACAAGGUGUGAAAUCUUUGGGGUUUACUCCAGAGCCAAAGUCGCAAAGUAUAAAACAUGUGAAAUUGUCUUCAGUGUCUCUGCAGCAAACUAUAAAAUCUGUAGAGUUAACACCAGGGUCAUUGUUUCAAAGAGUGAAAUAUGGGGAGCAAAAUCCAAGAACAAAUUAUCAAAUCAUGGAAUCCUCUGAAAUAAUCCCUAGAUCAGGGCAACCGUUUGUAAAAUAUGCUGAGAUGAUCCCAAAGCCAAGACAUCAAGUCCCUGAAUCUGUGAAUUUGAUUUCAGUACCAAUUUAUCAAGCCACAGAAUCUACAGAAAUGACACAAGGGUUGGCAUAUAAAGACCCAGAAACUGUAGAGAAAUCUGUGGAGUUGACCCCAAAGCCACUGGGGGCAACCUCUGGCCACAUUUGUAAAGUUAUGGAAUCUUUAGGGUUGCCUCUGAAGCUAGAUCUUCAAGUCCCAAAAUUUGUUGAUCUGAUUCCAGUGCUAAAGGAUCAAGUCUCAAAAUCCUUAGACUUAACUCCAGAGAAAAGCUACCAAACCCCAGAAACCCUGGAAUUGCUCUCUCAGUCAUGGCCUCAAGUUAAGGAUUUGGGGCAGUUAUAUACAAGGCCACUGCAAAAAAUUGUGGAAUCUGAAGGGAUUACCCUGGAGCUCAAGCAUCGCAUUACAGAAGCUCUGGAGUUGACCUCUGAGGCAAUGCUGCAAGGGAAGGAAUUCCUUGGAAUGACCCCAAAAGCAGUAAGUCAAGCUGCUGGAUUUUCAGAGAGAUCUCCAAGGCACUAUCCCCAAGAUUUAGAAUCUAUGGAAGUGAUGUCUGAGAAAAGACUGCAAACGGAAGACUCUGUAGUAUUGAUUCCACAGUCAUUAUAUCAUAUCCCAGAUUCUACUUCAGGGAUGACACCACAGCUAGGACAUCAAGUUCCUAAAUCUGUGGAAUUAACUUCUAAGACGGGGCUACAAAUGGAGACACCUAUGGAAUUGACCCCAAAACCACAACAUCAUGUGAGAUCUUCAGGGAUAACACUAGGGUUAAGACACCAAGUCCUAGAAUCUGUAAGUUCAGUCUCUGAGCAAAUGGAGGACUCUUUAGAGUUAUCCCCAAAGCAAACAAGUCAAGUUGUGGGACAUGCAGAAUCAGCGGAGCCCACCUCUAAGACAUGGCAGCAAAAGGAGGUAUCGAUGGGGCUAACACAGUCAAAGAAUCAAAGUAUGAAAUAUUCAGAGACGGCACCAGGACCACUGGGUCAAAUUAUAGAAUUUAGGAGGAUUAGUCCAAAGCCACUAGAUCAAGUCACAGAAUCUGCAAGGACACAGCUUCAAGUUGCUCAUUCAGUAGGGGUAACCUCAGUAGAUCCCCCAAAAGUUGUUGAAUCUGUGAAAAUGACCCCUGGGUCGCCACUUCAAGUUGUGAAGUCUGUCACAACACCAGGACCAACCCCUCAAAUGGUAGAAUAUGUUGAAUUGACUCCACAACUGCAAGAUGUGAGACCUUCAGAGUUUACCUCAAGGCUACGAUUGCAAAAUGUAAAAUCUAAGAAAUUAAUCACAGAGCCAACACACCAGAUUUUGGAAACAAUGGAGUUGAAAGGGUUUCAAAUUGUAAAGACUAUAUUAAUCCCAUGGCCAUCCUUUCAAAUCAUAAAAUCUGAGGAAUUAGCACCAGGACCAAUUCCUCAGGUUGUAGAACCACUAGGAGUAGCCUUAGGAUCAGGAAUUGAAGUAAUGGAUUGUUUGGAUUUACUCCCAAGGCCACAUCUUCAAGAACUGGUGGAACCUGUAGAAUUAACUCCAAGGCCAAAUAUUCAAGUUAAAUUUGAAGAAUUAACCUCACAGCAAACAUCUUCAUUUGAGAAACCUACAGUAUUGACUCAUAAACAAGGGCUUCAGGCUGUGAAAUCUAUAGCCAUAAAAACAGAGCUUCCUAAAAUCAUGAAACCUGAGGAUUUGAAUCUAGGACAAGUGUUUCAGAAUAGCGAAUCUGAGGAGUUAACAUCAGAAGAGUUACAAGUAGGGACUAACUUCUCUAGGUUUCUACACAGCUCUUCAACCCCAUUCAUUUCAAGCUCUGUCAAAACAACAUCUGAAUCAGGGGACCUUUGGGAUUCUGGCAUGCCAGGAGUAUCAAGAGUUUGGAAUAGAAAAAACCUUGGGACAGAUAUUUUGCAGCCCAAAGACCCUAUUAUGAUACAGUCUUUAACUCUUCCCUUGGGCCUUCAUAAUCAACCCUCUGAUAAGAUAGCUAAUACUGUGGACACCCCAAAUCCUGAGAUCCCAGGAGUGGAUGUCAUAUCUAAGGAGAAGACUAAGAGGAAGCAGAUGGAGGAGCUAGAGAACUCACUCCAGAGUCAUCCACCACAAAGCUGGAGAUCACCACCCAGGACAUUCCAGGCAGACUCAGGGGCUCGAAGAGGCCUUAUCAGGUCUUUCCUGGGCAGACAACAGAAUGUCUGGGAGAGUCAUGCCUGGAGGCAGCGAUUGCCUAGAAAAUAUCUCUCCACUAUGCUAAUGCUGGGGAAUGUCUUGGGGACCACUAUGGAAAGGAAGCUUUGCUCUCAAACUUCUUUAUCAGAAAGAACUACUGUAUAUACCUGUCGAUCUAUUCAGCAUUUAUUUGGGGUUCCAGCUGAACUGAUGGAAUUUUCCCAGAGCCUGCUACAGAGAGGCCCAUAUACUAUUUCUCAGUCUUCAGUGAUUAAAAACUACAUUCAAAGACAUACUUUAUGUCAUGGUCAUGAGAAAAGAAUGGCCUUAAGGAUGUGGACACGUGGCUCCACUUCUUCCAUAAUACAGCAAUACUCUGGGACUAAAGUGGGAAUAAGGAAAACAAACUCAAUGGUCAGUGAUAUAUCUCAGAAAGUCAUUCAGCACAUGCCUAUCUCAUGUGCAGGGGGCCAGCUUCCUGCCCCAGUAAAGUCAGAGUCUUCCCUCAGGAUAUUUUACAACAGGGAAGAUCCUGUUCUAGUGGAAGAGUGUGAGAACUCACAGAGUGAUUCACAGACAAGGAUUUUUGAGUCCCAAUACUCCCUCAAGCCAAGUUAUCUUUCCCAGGCCAAGACUGACUUCUCAGAACAGUUCCAGUUGCUACAAGAUCUGCAGCUAAAAAUAGCAGCAAAACUCUUAAGGAGUCAAAUGCCCCCCAAUGUGCCUCCACCUUUAGCUUCAGGUCUGGUCCUAAAAUACCCCAUCUGCCUACAGUGUGGUCGAUGUUCAGGAUUUAAUUGCUGUCACAAAUUACAGGCCACUUUUGGGCCUUAUCUUCUUAUCUAUCCACAGCUCCACCUUGUAAGCACUCCUGAAGGCCAUGGCGAGAUUCGGUUGCAUCUUGGCUUUAGGUUACGAACUGGGAAAAGACCCCAAAUCACAAAGUAUCGUGGAAGAGAUAGACCCAUCAUACCAAGGAACCCUGUAUCACCAUCACGAAGGAAAGCUAAAACCUCUACUCAAGCUUUCAAGAGUCCUACUCCCACAAAAGAUUUUCAGUCUGGGUCUUCCUGGUCUCCUGCUCCUGUCCAAGUUCAUAUCAGGCAAGGGCAAUAUGCCAGCCCUGACUUAGUAGAAAAGACAGAAAUUAGAGAGCCUGGGCACUAUGAAUUCACUCAAGUUCACGCUGCACCAGAGAGUGACUCUGAAAGCAAUCAGAAUAAAAAAUGGGCUAAAGUGAGAACCAAAAAGACCUCUGAUUCAAAAUAUCCAAUGAAGAGAAUCACCAAGGCACUUAGAAAACAAAACACAAAAUUCUAUACAAACAGUAGAACCGCAAUAGAGAGUUCCUGUAGGGAAUUACCAUCUCAUUUAAGAAGGAAGAGGGUUGGAGCAUCUCAGACAAGUACUGCCUCUUUAAAAAGACAACCUAAAAAAUCCUCCCAACCCAAGUUCAUGCAACUGCUUUUUCAGGGCCUAAAGCAGGCAUUCCAAACGGCACACAGAGUUAUGGCUUUUGUUGGGCAGAAGCCUGAGGACAGGGCACGGCCAGACAAUUUGUCAAGCAAAAACUACUGUCCAAAACAAAAAGCCACGGACUAUUGCUCACCAGGAGAUAUCAAAAGAGACAGGAUGCCAGUUGCCAAGCUAAGGCCAACAGGCUCAACCACUAAGCAUGGGGACAUAUUGUGGGGAGGAACAGACCAAUGUAGAUCAGCUCAACAGCCAAAAAGAGAGAGCUCUUUCCAGCCCAGACCUCUCCAGUCGCCCAAGCCCACAGGUUCCCAAACUAGCUCAGGUGGGCAGCCUUUGGGUACAGUUCGAAAGGAUAGUAGCCGCAGAGCAAAGGAAAACUUUUACAGAAAUGAAAUCUCCAGCAAGAAGUCUAAGAACUUGUCCAAACCAGGAACCAGAGUUUGGCCCGGAGGGAGAAUCCUACCCAGUUCCCCUGUGAAGAGAACCAGGUGCAGUCACCGUAAAGAGAAACUCGCACAUGAGGGGCGAAACCACCACGGCUUGUAUUGGGAAAGACCCCCACGGAAUCCCUCCGAGAGGAGCCCUCGCAGUUCCUCUGAGAGAACCCUUCACAGUCCCUCUGAGAGGAAGCCCGCCCGCGGCUCCCGGGUCCCGCACCGCCACGGGGGAGGCGAGGGGGCGGGGUCUCAGAGGAAUCCAGGGUGGCUCGUCACGUGA
Messenger RNA from Propithecus coquereli (Coquerel's sifaka), 4788 nucleotides. It is a transcript of the gene SPATA31H1, whose product is annotated as chromosome unknown open reading frame, human C2orf16. Lineage: Eukaryota; Metazoa; Chordata; Mammalia; Primates; Indriidae. The record is from RefSeq and is a predicted model, not a curated record. The transcript is spliced from 3 exons. Bases 1 to 4788 code for a protein of 1595 amino acids.